Molecule: messenger RNA, 477 nt
Organism: Striga hermonthica
Lineage: Eukaryota; Viridiplantae; Streptophyta; Magnoliopsida; Lamiales; Orobanchaceae
Source: the annotation of a GenBank genome assembly
AUGGUGAGGCUUCAGCCACUGAGAUCCGAUCGUCGGUACAAGGGCGUGAGGAUGAGGAAAUGGGGCAAGUGGGUGGCGGAGGUCCGCCAGCCUCACAGCCGCGCCCGUAUAUGGCUCGGCUCCUACGACACGGCCGAGCAGGCCGCCAGGGCCUACGACGCCGCCGCCUUCUGCCUCCGCGGCCGCUCUGCGGUACUCAACUUCCCGGACGACCCGCCGGACAUAAUCUCCGCGGAGGGGCUGUCGCCGUCGGAGAUCCAGGCGGCGGCCUCGAACCACGCCCGGAAAAUGGCGGCCGCCGGAUCUGGAGGCAAGCAGCCGGAGGCCCCCGCGGGGGAGGAUGUGUUCUCCGGUGAGGCGGCGGGGACGGAGUCUUCUUCUGUUGUUGAGAGCUACUUGGCGGCAGACGGCGGAGGAGCUAACGACGGCGUCAGAGGCGGCGUGUUGUUUGAUACAUCGCCUGUGUGGAAUUUCUGA